AUGUCGGGUAGCGCCAAUUCACUACCCCGAACGUCGACUGAUGCUAUAAGCACGAUGGCUGGUGUUGAGUACAACAUCGAUCCCCGGCACUCCACCUUCGCCUCCUUCUCUCUCCCCCUUUCUGUUCGACGAUGGGAUGUCAUCCAACGCGUCCUAUCCGAGAAAAUCGAUUCCGCAGCUGCGUUUGAGUCUCUCAUCUUUAAGUCCUCCCAUUACCCACGUUUUGUGACCUUACAGAAAGCCGUAAACACCUAUAACAAUCGCUACGCCCGUAGCUGGAACGUUGACUGUCUUUCGGCCGCUCUUGUGCAACGGCCUGAUUUCGUACCCUUGUUGCAGAAAAUUGCUGAACUAGCUCUCAAGGCACCGGAUCUCGUUACACAACCGGUACCUCUUCUGCGGCAAAAUAAGGAGAGGAGUCUCUCACUCAGUCAGCUGCAGAUUGCCUGUCUGCUAGCCAAUGCUUUUUAUUCCACUUUUCCUCGACGUAAUGCCACGGGCGUCAAUUCCGAGUACUACGACUUCCCUACUAUCAACUUCAGUUCCCUUUUCUGUGGCACGGGGUACGGUGACGAAUCAAGCGUCGAAAAGAUAAUAUGCCUGUUGCACUACUUCUCCCGCGUCUUCGAUGACGAUGGCCCUCCCAGCGGAACGGUGACAUUCACUCGCCGUUGCCUACACAGUCCUCCUGACUUUUCCGCCAGCGAAAUGUUGGUGGGCUCAAUUCCCUUUGGCGUCAGCUCAUCCUGCCUCAUCGAGGAUACCCAAGGCAGUGCAUUGCAU
This is a messenger RNA of Dibothriocephalus latus, 783 nucleotides long. NCBI's taxonomy places the organism in Eukaryota, Metazoa, Platyhelminthes, Cestoda, Diphyllobothriidea, Diphyllobothriidae. The record is from the annotation of a GenBank genome assembly.